GGAGGUCAGGGACCCGGAAGUGUUCUCCAUCCGCGUUCCGCCCCGCGCCCGUUAGGCCACGCCCACCACGCUCGGGCGCGCGCACGCUGCCGUCCUUGUCGUUGUGAGCGCGACCGCUGGCCCUGGGGGCGGGGCUGUCAAAAGAAGGGCCUAAGCCGCUGAGUGAAGUGAGAAUUCUACAGAGGAAAUGGCUGCCUCUUCCUCCUCCUCCUCAGCUGGUGGGGUCAGCGGAAGUUCUGUCACUGGAUCUGGUUUCAGUGUCUCAGACCUUGCCCCACCACGGAAAGCCCUUUUCACCUACCCCAAAGGAGCUGGAGAGAUCUUAGAAGAUGGCUCUGAGAGAUUCCUCUGUGAGUCCGUGUUCAGUUAUCAAGUGGCAUCCACGCUUAAACAGGUGAAACAUGAUCAGCAAGUUGCUCGGAUGGAAAAACUAGCUGGUUUGGUAGAAGAGCUGGAGGCCGAUGAGUGGCGGUUUAAACCCAUUGAGCAGUUGCUGGGGUUCACACCCUCUUCAGGUUGAUGUUGCCUCGAUGGUCACCUCUGGACACAGCCAGUGCAGAGCCAGUAAGGCACAUUCUUAAAGCUUACGGCCACUCAGCGAUUCACAGCUGCAUCAUAGAACUGCUAAUUCAUAUCCAUAUGUGGUUUCCCUGUAUCUGUCCACAGGCAACAAAGACUUAAAUGUGUGCUCCCGCAGGGCGAAUUUUUCUUUAUUUGUUCAUUUGUUUUAAGAAGUAUUGGGAGUCAGAUUAGAACAAUUGGUUUCAGUGAACAAGGAGGUUUGGGCUUAAAAGAUGUUUAUAAAAAUUUCACAUGCCAGAAUUGGCCAACUGAAUGGCAUGUAUCCUAUCAUUCAUAGAGUGCCUGGAAAUUUUCACCAGUCAAGUCCAAGGUCAGGAUAUUUCUUUUCGAAGAUGAAUGUGACGUUAACUCAGGACCUGUCCAAAUGAGGAAUUUUUAGCUAUUCAUUUUUUUUUCUGUUUUUAGACAUCUAACACUAAAGAUUCAUACUUUUUCUGACUUUCUGGAUAUGACAAAUUGUAGCCAAAAAAAAAAAAACCUGUUGUUUUUUGAAUGUUGCAGAACUUAUAAAAAAUAAAGAAGUGAGAAAAAUCCUUUUAGAUACAGAAAUCCUCCAUGUAAGCCAGGUGUGGUGUGCAUACCCAUAUUCCCAGCACUUGAAAUGCUGAGGCAGGAGGAUUGUGAAUUCAAGUUCAGCUUGGACUACACAGUGAGACCUUUUCUCAAAAACCAAAAAAGCGGAAGAGAAGAAAUCCUCUGUUGAAUUCAUUGGUGGAUUCAAGCAGUUCUGUAGCAAAGAAAUUCUUUGAAAGAGCUCCAGAUUAGUGUCUACCCUUUAAAAGCCUUAGGGAUUUGAGAUAGGGAGAAAAGGUCAAAUUACUUCUUUAUGACUCUAAAAAUUAUUUCUUCUAAGAUUUUUUUUACUUCAGAGAUAUUUGUCUUUUCAGGAGUGUCUGAACUUAUCCAUAUCUGAGUAGGUUUUUAUAGCAUGAUAAAGGAAAAGCUGGAAGGCUAAGAGGUGGUUUUUUUGUUCUUGAUGGGAUCCCAAUAUCCACACUGCACAAUUAGGAGAAUCAUUGAUCAUAUUAUAUGCAUAUUUUGCCUUAGCCAGCGUUUGUUUUUCUCCUCAUUAAUAACUUACACCUGAUCUGCUUAGAGUUGCUUAAUUAUAAAUAAAUAUAAUCCCAGGAGCAAUUGGCCUUAAUCUCAGGAGCCCAAAAGGUUUAACAUAUACUACCUGACAGGGAGGUGGUGACCUCAUUUAGUCAGUAAACUCUGAUCCCGGUGAAGAUAAAAAUCUGCUCCUGGUCACAUCAUAGCUCAGGCAGAAGAAAAUCUUGGAACUUGCUUGAUAAUUCAGCCACUAUUCUUGCCUCUGAAGCACAACAGAGCACAAGAAGUGCCAGCCCACAAACCCAUCUAUUCCAUCUAUGUUGCUCAACAAACAAGAUCCAUGUGUGAAAGCAAUUGUUUCCUAACUACUAUUUAGCAUCAAUCAUCUCGCUGAUUACCAAGGGAAAAAUUUUAAAUGCCUGGUCUUAAUCUUUAAAUCUGAUAUUCAGUGGCAACAUAGAAGCAAUUUCUACCUUUCUCUCAUUUCAUGUAACUGCAGCACCUAUAUUGUAUUACCUCAUCUUUGCCCUUUAGGUUUGAACUUAUUCCAGAAUGUUUUCUCACUAAUUUGGACAUUUCUUUAUAUAAUCUUAGAAAUUAAAGAGAUCUUGGAGGUGAACAGAAAUGCUCUCUGAAAUGCUUUCAAUGUGAACCUUUCACAUGGGUCAUUCAGCCACUUCUUGAGUCCUACCAAGAACAGGACCCUCAACAAUUUUUUGAAGAUGGCCCCUUCCACUUUGCACCUGUCGGCCAUUAUGUCUCAUCCUGUCACCAUGCUUUAGGCUCACCUGUCAUCUCCUGUGCACUUACUAUGUGCUAGUCACUAACAAGUGUUUAUUACAAUCUUUUUCAGUAGCAUUGCAAGAUAUGUAAUACUCCUAACAUAAAAGAGGACCUUGAAGCUCCAAGCAUCUCCAAGCAGGACCACACAGCUAAGAUUAGCCAAGUUUGGAUUUGGACUCAUGUCUACCAGACUCCAAAGCUGAGAUUCUUUCAGAAGCACCAUACUGUGUGCCACUGAACCUAACCCAGAGCCAUUUAUUACUAAAAUGAAUUACCUACCUAAAAAGAAAGCCUUGCCACUACCCUCUUUUCUCCUGUACCUCCUCACCUCAGGGUUGGUAAGAAAGGGUCAAACACAGGAGAGGAACAGCUUCCUUCCAGAGCCAGCAGGAAUUAGCCAUAUGUCAGUUUCCACAUAUCCUCCUAAGGUAAUGAGACAUAAAUGGUAAACUUAAUAGCUGGGGUUUUUUUUUUUUAAUU
Messenger RNA from Castor canadensis (American beaver), 2898 nucleotides. It is a transcript of the gene Anapc16, whose product is annotated as anaphase promoting complex subunit 16. Gene Ontology annotation, biological process: protein ubiquitination. The record is from RefSeq and is a predicted model, not a curated record. Lineage: Eukaryota; Metazoa; Chordata; Mammalia; Rodentia; Castoridae. Gene Ontology annotation, cellular component: kinetochore; anaphase-promoting complex; cytosol.